Molecule: messenger RNA, 3666 nt
Organism: Peromyscus maniculatus bairdii (prairie deer mouse)
Lineage: Eukaryota; Metazoa; Chordata; Mammalia; Rodentia; Cricetidae
Gene: Mob3b
Product: MOB kinase activator 3B
Source: RefSeq, a predicted model, not a curated record
CUCGCGUGGAUUUGCCAAGCGUCGCUGCUCCGGCUGGAGGAGCUCACUCUUUUUCUACCGCGCCAGCCGCAGCUGCCCGCGCGGAGGACGACAGCAGGGCCCUAGGCUGAAGGUUAAAACCCCACGGAAGGAACAUGAGGUUCCCUUGGAGAUCAUUCAAGAGGAAGAUAGAAGGAGCCAUUUAAAAUAGAGGAAAACUAUAGGCUGCAAGACUGGGGCCUGAGGGCUGGCAGUGGAAAACUCUGUUGGGUUGUGAUCUCUCACUGAAAAGUCCCAAGUGCCUUUUCGCUUCCUGCAAAAGGAAGGAAGACAAGGAGGAGACCAUGUCCAUAGCCCUGAAGCAAGUGUUCAACAAGGACAAGACCUUCCGGCCCAAGAGGAAAUUUGAACCUGGCACACAGAGGUUUGAGCUGCAUAAACGAGCUCAGGCAUCCCUCAACUCAGGUGUGGACCUGAGAGCAGCCGUGCAGCUGCCCAGCGGGGAGGACCAGAAUGACUGGGUGGCUGUGCAUGUGGUGGACUUCUUCAAUCGCAUCAACCUCAUCUAUGGCACCAUCUGUGAGUUCUGCACUGAGCAGACCUGCCCCGUGAUGUCAGGGGGUCCCAAGUACGAGUAUCGGUGGCAGGAUGACCUCAAGUAUAAGAAGCCAACUGCACUACCGGCUCCCCAGUACAUGAACCUGCUUAUGGAUUGGAUUGAAGUCCAGAUCAACAACGAGGACAUAUUUCCAACGUGUGUUGGUGUUCCCUUCCCAAAGAACUUCCUUCAGAUCUGCAAGAAGAUCCUGUGCCGCCUGUUUCGGGUCUUCGUCCAUGUCUACAUCCACCACUUUGACCGGGUCAUUGUGAUGGGUGCAGAGGCUCACGUCAACACCUGCUACAAACACUUCUAUUACUUCGUCACGGAGAUGAACCUCAUAGACCGCAAGGAGCUAGAGCCCUUGAAAGAGAUGACAACCAGGAUGUGUCACUAACAUUCCACCUCAUCUUCCGGAAGAAAGGAGCGCCGUCUCUCCCAGGAAUCCCCAUGGGACAGGAAGUGGCCCUCCCCGGCUGAAGUGGUCCCUACUUCCAGGAGCAGGAAGGCUGGAGCCCCACGCAGACUUCUGAGAGAUGUCUCCUACCCACUUCGUGCGCUCUUAACCCUCUAAGUGCUGCUAGCCAGGGCUGGUGGGCCAGGCAGACCACAGCAUGAAGGACCAGCUUGCCGCCUUAGGCUGAGGACGGUGCGGGAGAGGCCUCGCGCUUCCUCCACCUCUGCCUGUGACCUGCCCCCAGGCUUCACUGGAAUUCAGGUUUUGAGACUGAGAGGUUUUUUGUCUUUGUUGUUCUUUUCCACUUAAGUCUUAACUAACUUCUCUGUCAUUUAUUUUUCUAAGUACCAAGCAAAGUUGGGGAAUACCAUAUAAGCAGUACCUUUUCCUAUCCCACCUCUCCCACCGGAGUCCCGGAGUCCCCGGAACCCCGGCUCUGGGCCUGUGGCUUAACCUUGCAUGGGGCUCGGAGCUGGGAGGGGCCUGCAGUUCUCCUGGCAGCGUCCAUGGCUUUUCCCUCAUAGGCGGUUUCACCAGGGACCACCUGAUGGGGUGCGUGAUCUGUGCCCCAGGCAGGCCAUUCACAUGCUCACCACUGGGGAGAUUCUGGGACUGGAAGUGAGCUGGUGCAUUACCACUCUGCCCUGGUCAGGAUGGAUCCUAACAGUCAUUUCUAAACUCUUCCAUUGAGAUGUACUUUCCCAUUUCCCAGAAGAGAGAAAUAAAGUUACAAAUGACCCCUGGGAUCUUGAGCCAGAUUAGUGCGGUGUUUGUUCUCCACUGAGGGGUAGUGAGUCCUGGCUACCCAGACAUAUCACACAGUACUGGGAUUUCAGUGACAAGAGCAGAAAUCUGGUACGUGUGGAUCAAACACACUUGUCUUGUAGCCUGCCCAGCUUGACCCCAGAGCUUCUGAACUCAGCUGAUGGUUUCUCUCUUCUCUUCCUCUGAUCCCUGGUUUCCUUCCCUGUCCCACCCAUUCUUUGUCCAUCUCUUUAUCAUUCUCUCUUCUCUAUGAUCUCCACUCUCUAUUCUCUCCUCUCCCCCCUCUCUAUGUAGGGCUCUCUCUCUCCUCUCCUCUCCUCUCCCCUCCUCCCCCCAUCUCCUGUAUUGUAUGUUAAUGACACAAAGUUCAUUUCUGUCUAGUGGCUGUGCUACAGUCGCUAAGGUCUCCCUUCUAUCUGUUCAAUGUGUUCCUUCCAGCAGUCAGAAUAACCAUUCUGUGUUAUCUCCUGCCUUUGGAAGCUUUCGUAAAUGAAAUGUUGCCUUCUCUGAUUCAUUCACAAAACUGUGGUUCUGACAGAUUGACUAAGAAGUACUCAUACUUCCCAUGAUAUUUGAUUUUAAUAAAGUGUGUAUUGGUGGAGGGAAGUAGAUAUGAAUGUACUCUUGCAGUUAAUGUAAUAACAAAAGAUGACUAAGCUAGUCUGAUGUUAUUUAGUAUAUAUAAUAUGUUAAAGCCAUUUGUGAGUGCCACAAAAUCCUAGAAAGUGUGACAUAUUUGCCUAAUGAUGAAAAGGCUCACUGUAUGGACAGUGACAUUCUACAUGGUGGAACCAUGCUGAGAACAACCCUUACUUCCUGUCUCAUGGAUGUUGUCUUAUGAAACCCAACACUACUACUUCUCUGAUCUACAGGAACUUUCUCUUUUCUCCCUAAGUAACUUUUAGAGACCAAGAUAGGCAAUUUGGCCUAAAAGCGUAUCUGUCUAAGGGUCCAGAGAGAGGAAGCCCUGAAUUCCUGACCUAGGCAAUGCACAGUAGUAACACACUUCAUGGGUGUGCGGGAUGAUGGCAAUGAGAAAUGGCAGGCCAUGGCCUUGGGGAGCCUCUGCUGCCUUGUCCCUUGACCAACUGCAGGACUCACGCGGUAGGAAGUUGAGUGUGUGCCUGCAUUCCAGUAAUGCUCAGCCCAUGGGGAAGCCUGACUCCAAAGGCAUUCAGCAUUUAUCUCUAGUUAUUUUCUAUCAAUUGUUUGUGUAUGUGAAAUUUCUAUCCAGCUUUAAAAAAUCUAAAUAUUUUUUUAACUUCUUAAAAUGAUUUUUCUCUGGCUUGUAUUGUUAAUUGCACUAAUCAGCUCUUGGAGGAAAGUCUAGACAAUUGCUCUGCCUUUUUAAAGUAUAAUGUGUUCAUAUUUCUACAGAACUUUGUUUGGCAAAUUCUAAAGAAAAAUCUUCCUGGGCUGUUUCUAAGCCUUUGACUUGACCUAAUCUUCCAUACGUUUGUAUUGUGAUUAGAAGAACCUUACAGCCCCAGGACAGCUCCAGACCUGUUUCUGUCUCCUAACCUUGUUGUUGUACAUUUAUUUGAACUCUGGGAAAAUUCACAGUUAAGAUUCCGAGCACCCUAUGUCCUUUAGGGUAGUGAGUGUCAGCACAUCGCCUCAUUUCUUUUUCACUGUAUAUGCACUCAUGGCUGAACCAUCAAAAAACCAAAUUACAGUCAUCAUAAAGUUUUAAAAAAUGUUAUCAUGCCCUCCUGUUAGCAGUGAGAACAUUAUCCUAUCCAGCUUCAGCGUCAUCAGCUCCAGGAGCCUGAAAUGGAUGUUCAAAUUCUGCCUCAAAAAAUUCUUUGUAGUUGAUUUUUCUUUUAAAAAAAAAAUCUAGGAUAUAAUAAAAAAACUACACAUUGUA